CCUCCCCUCCCUCUCACCUCAUUUCCUCAUUUCUCAUCUUACUAUGCGAAUGGUAGUACGUGUCACUAUAAUAAGUUCUAAGAAAUCGUCGUUUACUUCCUAUUUGAUAGUGCUAAUCCCUAGAUAUAAUCCGUCUGAGUAUUAAGAGUUGUAAAGUAAAGUACCUAUUAAUUUAGGUUUCACUAUGGUAAUUCAGAAGAUUUGCUGUUUAGGAGCGGGCUACGUCGGUGGACCUACCUGCAGUGUUAUUGCACUGAAAUGCCCGGACAUUCGAGUAACUGUUUGUGACAAAAGUGAAGAAAGAAUAAGACAGUGGAACUCAGACAAAUUGCCAAUUUACGAGCCGGGUUUAGACGAUGUAGUGAGACAGUGUCGGGGGAAGAACCUUUUCUUCUCGACGGAUAUCGUUAAAGGAAUUCAGGAGGCCGAUUUGAUAUUUAUUUCUGUAAAUACGCCGACGAAGACUAUAGGGAACGGUAAGGGCCGAGCGGCGGACCUAAAAUAUGUCGAAGGAGCGGCAAGAAUGAUCGCUGAUAUCUCUACAAACAACAAAAUUGUUGUCGAAAAGAGUACUGUGCCUGUUAAGGCCGCUGAAAUCAUCAUGAAGAUACUCCGUGCGAACACCAGUCCAGGGGUACAGUACCAGAUUUUGUCUAAUCCAGAGUUUUUGGCUGAAGGAACAGCUAUUGUAGACUUGGUUGAAGCUGAAAGGGUAUUAAUUGGUGGAGAAGACACACCUGAUGGUCACAAAGCAAUCCAGGAGCUGUGCUGGGUGUAUGAACAUUGGAUACCAGCCAAAAACAUAAUUAAAACCAACACAUGGAGCUCUGAAUUGUCAAAAUUGGCAGCAAAUGCCUUUUUGGCACAAAGAAUAUCCAGUAUAAAUUCGUUGUCCGCUGUUUGUGAAGGCACCGGGGCUGAUGUGUCCGAGGUGGCCCGAGCUAUAGGCAGGGACUCUCGUAUUGGUCCCAAAUUCCUUGAGGCUUCUAUUGGCUUUGGAGGCAGUUGUUUCCAGAAAGAUAUUCUGAAUCUUAUCUACUUGUGUGAGUGUUUGCAUUUGCCAGAAGUAGCCGCUUACUGGCAGCAAGUUGUCAACCUAAAUGAGUAUCAAAAGACCCGUUUCACCCGCGAAGUCAUCGAAGCAUUGUUCAACACGGUGAGUGACAAAAAGAUUGCCAUCCUAGGCUUUUCAUUCAAGAAAAACACGGGUGACACGCGAGAAUCGCCAGCUAUAUGUGUAGCUAGUACAUUGCUUGAUGAGGGGGCAAAAUUGCACAUAUAUGAUCCAAAAGUUGAGCAUGAACAGAUUCUAUAUGAGCUGACCAAUCCGUAUGUUACACCUGAUCCGGAAAGAGUAAAAAGGAACAUUAUAAUUCAUGAUUCUGCGUAUUCAGCGGUGAAAGGAACCCAUGCAAUAGUUUUGUGUACGGAAUGGGAUGAAUUUAAGGAAUUGGACUAUAGAAAGAUAUAUGAUACAAUGAUGAAGCCAGCGUAUAUGUUUGAUGGUAGGAAGAUAUUAGACCAUGAGAAAUUGCUGAAUAUUGGGUUCCACGUGCACACGAUUGGGAAGAAGCUGAGAAGAGCCAGUAGUAUUCGAGCGCAAGGCAGCCAGACAAUGUCUUAGUUUUAGUAAAAAAAUAAAGUGCAUGUAUUAUUUGCGGCUGUAUUUUCAACACAGAUGUACGAAGUUUACAGGAAUUGUUUUGUUUACAUUUCUUUCAUAGGGCCUCGUUCGCACGGUCGGUUUUUGAACGCAAAUUUAAAAACUUUGAAAUUAAGCAUAGUAUUGUAUCUGUUAACACGUUUCAUUGUUGCAUUGCUGAGCGCUGUGCGUGUACGGUAAGUUAAAAAUACAAAAGAACAGUAUUUAUUAAUUUAACGCCACAAAACAAAAAUAGAUAAACAAUAAUGUCACUUGUGUCGAUAAGUGCGAACGUCGGGAUCCGGAGCUAUUUUACGUCCGUGCGAACGAGCAGUAAUGUUUUCACUAAAAAAUGUCAACAAGGGCAAAAAGACUCAACACUGGACCCAAAAAACCAACAAAUUAUAACUAGAAAUAGUAAGGAUAUUAUAAUGUAAAGAAUAUAUUUUUAUACUCCAUUAAUACGAUGUAUGUCGCUGUUAUUCAUAAUUAGGUAUUAUAAAUAAUUGUUCGAAAGCAUAAAAUUAUGUGUCGUAUUGUAAGAUUUACAUACAUUUGUAUAUUUUUCGAUUUAUUGUUUAUUUCAGAUAUGGUUCAAAUUUUCCUUAUCCAUUGUUUUGAAUAUUAGGUAUUUAUAUUUUUUUAGUUACUAUUGUCACAAAAACGUUAUUUCUACUUGACCGGCUUUUGACAUAAUAUAAGGUUAUUUAAUUGAUUUCUUUAAUUAGGUUUAUAAUUGGAUAAUUAUGAGUGUUUUAAGUAUUUGUAUCAACAACGUCACUAUUUAUAUGAAAAAUUAAAUUUUUUAUUGUUUAUAUCAAAAAUUAUCAUAUUAGAAAAAAAAGAAACUAUAUUUUUUAAUAUUUUAGAUAAUCUUUGAUAACUGAAGAUUUUAGUUGUUACCUAUAUGAUUUAAAUAUGCCUAAAGUAUUAUGUCAAUAAUUGGUCGACUAAAAAAUUGUAAUUAAAAGAAACUUACCUUUAUAACGAAAGACUCUUAAGCUGCACAAAAUUUAUUUUUUUUUAUUUUAAAAAUUUUUUUCAUUGCUUUAUUCGUAUUUCAAGUUUGUUUUAAGUUCUUAAGUGUAAAAUUUAAUUUUAAGAAAAUGCGUAGGCAUCUUAGUAUUAUUUACAUCAAUCCGAUUUUAAUAUUCAUGAAAAAUAUGUAUUUACAAUAAAGAAUUUAAUUAGUUAAUAAUUUUUAUAAUAAAAUUUAUGAUUGUAUGUUAAUUAAAAUGUGUUUCUGAAUGAUCAUAUUCACUCAAAAUUAUGUACACAAAUUAAAGUAAAUGGUACACUUUCAAUAUAUUUGUGUGACUUUCUGGAUAGCUAAUUAUUUAUUGUAUUCAAGAUGGGUAUAUGCCGAGGCCCCAACCAAAUUUUAUGGUCUACGACGGUAAAAAAAGACGCCAGCAAAUUUAUUUUUUAAUGGCGCAAUACAGAUUGUUAUAUAUUUAUGCACGGCCCUAAACACAUUUUAUUUUUGUGUAUAAUUUGGCCUCGAUAUUGCCAUGCAAAGUAUUAUUAUACAUAUUGUGUUUGCAAUAUUUUUUAAGAAUAAAUGAAUACAUUUAAUAUUA
Plodia interpunctella (Indianmeal moth) is the source of this 3222-nucleotide messenger RNA. It is a transcript of the gene sgl, whose product is annotated as sugarless. Gene Ontology annotation, biological process: glycosaminoglycan biosynthetic process. Gene Ontology annotation, molecular function: NAD binding; UDP-glucose 6-dehydrogenase activity. Gene Ontology annotation, cellular component: nucleus. The record is from RefSeq and is a predicted model, not a curated record. The transcript has 2 exons. NCBI's taxonomy places the organism in Eukaryota, Metazoa, Arthropoda, Insecta, Lepidoptera, Pyralidae. The coding region runs from base 185 to 1624 and encodes 479 amino acids.